AGUCGUCAAAUUGACGCAACUGCGUACUUAUAAAUACACAACGAUCAAGCAGAAGCAGAAAGAGCCCACGAACUUGAGAAAGUUUCCAUAGAACAAACCAGAAACCUCUCUCUCUCUCAACUCUGAAUUGCCCUGUUACUGUUAGAGGAAAAGCGACGUCGUUUGUCUCUGUUUCCUAUAUUGGCUAACAACAUGUCCCAAGACAUCUACUCUGAGCGCCCUUUGUUUGGCGGUGCCAUUACUAGCACCUUCCCUCUUAGGUUCCAGGAUGUGAGCGACAUUCGGCAAGUUCCUGAUCACCAGGAGGCAUUUGUGGACCCCGACCGGGACGAAAGCUUGAUCUUUGAGCUCUUGGAAUUGAAGCAUGAAGUUGGCGAUGAUGGAAGUGCUACCUGGUUUCUCCAAGACCUCGCCACUGAACAAGAUGCUGACGGGAGCAUGGUGAUUGAACAGUCAGGAGUAGUUGAGGCCCCUGGAUUAUGUUAUAGAAACACACCUGCUGUUGUUACAACUGCUGUUGGCCAAAUGUCCAUUUCCAAGGGGCGGCAAGGAAGGGAGGCACAAAAUAUUGUGAGGGUCUAUGUGGCAAAUCUGCGACUUAAGGAAGUUAAUACUGAUGUGCUAGUUACUGCAUAUGAACCCGUUCAUAUAAAUCCUUUGAGCGAAAGUGCAAGCACAGUGGGGGCUGGUCUUGCUGUUCCUGCAGUACAAUCCGGAUAUAUGCCAGUGGCCGAGGUCUUUAAACUCGCUGUCUCUAGCUUCAAAGUCAAUGACUGGAAUCUUUUUGGCUCUGUGGCCUGAGAUGAAUUUGACAGUUUUAUGAAGAACGCCACAUUGUUAGGUAGUACUAAAUCAAUUGUGUAUUCAUAUCUGCAAGGGUUUUCUUAAGAGAAAGUGAAAUUCUAAGUGUGCCAUUUGCCUCACUUCGUUCAGGCAUUUGAAGUAUGCAAAUUGUUGGCUUAUGUUAUAGGAUUGUACCAGUUGUUGGAUGAAGCAGUCUUUUAGACAUCGCAAAUAGGGAAGAUGAGGUUUAAGAAAAGGCAUGGGCCUAGAUAUCUGUAGUUCUCUGUCUUGACUGGCCCUUUGGGUCUUGUUUGUAAUCUUUGCCCUUUUGGGCUUUCAUAUAUGCAAGUUUCUUCCCUUGAAGAAAAAAAGAAAAGACAUGGGCCAAGAAUUGCAGA
Prunus avium (sweet cherry) is the source of this 1181-nucleotide messenger RNA. Its product is annotated as ran guanine nucleotide release factor, putative (Mog1/PsbP/DUF1795-like photosystem II reaction center PsbP family protein). The record is from RefSeq and is a predicted model, not a curated record. Gene Ontology annotation, molecular function: guanyl-nucleotide exchange factor activity; small GTPase binding. Gene Ontology annotation, biological process: protein import into nucleus. NCBI's taxonomy places the organism in Eukaryota, Viridiplantae, Streptophyta, Magnoliopsida, Rosales, Rosaceae. Gene Ontology annotation, cellular component: nucleus.